This is a messenger RNA of Carica papaya (papaya), 459 nucleotides long. RefSeq names its product SSUH2-like protein. Lineage: Eukaryota; Viridiplantae; Streptophyta; Magnoliopsida; Brassicales; Caricaceae. The record is from RefSeq and is a predicted model, not a curated record.
UUUAGUUUAUAGCUUUUAUAAAAAAAAUAGCAUCCAAGACAUGGCGGCAAGACUCUGCACGGGCUGCAGUGCGAACGUGAUGGUUUCUCCACCAUUUCCUGGCUCAGCCAGAUGCGGCGGCCACCAGCAAAGACGCACCACAAUCCCAACUUUGGCUGCCAAAUCUGGCGGAUUCCCCUUUAAUUCGCUUCUGAAAAGUUGCCAAAAAUGUGAAGGCAAAGGAGCCAUUGAAUGUCCAGGAUGCAAGGGGACGGGAAAGAAUAAAAAAAAUGGAAAUAUCUUUGAACGUUGGAAGUGCUUCAACUGUCAAGGAUUUGGCUUGAAGAGCUGCCCAAAUUGUGGGCGGGGAGGACUGACGCCUGAACAAAGAGGGGAAAGAUAGGAAAUACGUUUAAAUAACAUAUAUUAUAAUUUAGUUAAUAAAUAAAAAUAUAUUUUUAGAUUAAUUUUUUAAACAUU